This is a messenger RNA of Branchiostoma belcheri (Belcher's lancelet), 1851 nucleotides long. RefSeq lists its product as uncharacterized. Lineage: Eukaryota; Metazoa; Chordata; Leptocardii; Amphioxiformes; Branchiostomatidae. The record is from RefSeq and is a predicted model, not a curated record. The transcript is spliced from 7 exons. The coding region runs from base 1 to 1851 and encodes 616 amino acids.
AUGAGUGACUAUGACGAUUGGAGCAGUGAUGAGGAGAGCUAUGAUGAAGAGUCAGCCAACCGACUGGGGAAACUUGUGUCCGCGGAGGAGUACAGGGCAUUCGUCAACGAAGUCACCCUGGAAAACGACUUCUUCGAAAUCACUUCAGACGGAAGGCUGGUGGAGCUGGUAACUCUCGGCCUCUCCUCCACCUGUCUCGUCAUAGGGAAGGACAACUGUGACAUCUACAGCGGGGACACAACGCCCUCUUGCGGCGGCCCGGAUCCCUGCAGCCCGUACGUCGGCACCUUCGAGCUGAAGAGGAUCCUGUUCCUGGAGCAGGUCCGUCUGACGGUGCACGAGGCGUGGCGGUCCCGGCUCAAACUGGAGCUACCCAACGGGAAGAACUACUUUUAUCAGCGGUGGCAGGACCUGGUGUCCACGUUAGAGACAGACUUCCCCGCCUACCGCGCAGAGUACCUCAGGAUCAAGAGACAAGGGACGAGAGAGAGGAGAGAGGAAACGUGGAAGUCCAGAUACAGGCCAUAUGGCAAUGGUAGCGGAGAGGGCCACGACUCAGAUGAAGAUGACCUCACUACAGGGCCGAAGAGAAUAACGUCUGCCGAGCUUUAUGCCGAGAUCUCCCAUCCAAACGUUCGCUCCGACGUCACGUCUGGGCCGGGGGUAGAUCAGAGUCCACCCCGUCUGGAAAGGAACGAAUUAUUCGAACCUGCCGCGCAAAGUGAGCCGAGUUCCUUCACUAACAUCACCCCGAGAAGUGAGGAUCCAGACGGCCUAGAUGAAAGCGAUGACGAUGUGGAAGACUGGAACGUACCGGAGUCCAGCGACGACAGCGACGGGGACAUCUCGCUGAGCCCUUCGGACCGGGACCUCGGGCGCCUGCCGCCGAAGUACCUCACACUCCGCGUGCGGUCGCUUUUCGAGAAGACCAGCGUGGAGUUUCACAGGCACGGGGACACCAGGCUGUGCCGGGCGGCGUCGCUUGGAGGGAUCUCCGAGCAGGAUGGUGACGAGAGCUGGUGCGAACUGGCCGGCACAACCCGGUCCUCACUUCUGCGUUACUCGUCCUUACCGGACAUCCUGGAGGGCCAGGCGGGGUUCCUGUGGCAGCGGUCCCGUGUGGUGGUGAGGGAGGUGACGGUAGACGGGCACCACGUGGAGCUGACACCGGAGGAGGUGUCCCUGUUACGUGAGGUCGCGACCCUGAGGAAGACCCCGGCAGACCUGGACAUCCUGGUCAUCACGGACUUCACGUCAGGCCAGACUGGUCAAGUGGUCAGGGUCAGCAGGAGCGUCGGAAAUCUCGGUCGACACCUGGAGAACGUGAAGUUCAUCAACGCGCCAUCUAGCGGAAACCCCGAGAAACGACUGCCAGACAAUCAGAUAAAGGAGGAUUUCUCCAUCGAUGACGCGUUCCAAAAAUACAUCGUGCAGCAUCCAGAAAUGAGCCCCACAAAACGUAAGACUGACCGUCGAAAGAGUGUCGCCGCUGCUUUCAACAGUAUCUUUCACAGCCCUAAGGCCCAGUCACCCUCUCCAAAAAAGAGAGGCCAUAAUCGUCAAGACAGAAACUCAAAGGAAAACACUGGAAAAAAGACACCUUCGUCUUUGAGCCCGUCACCUAUGACAGAGAAUAAAGGAAGAAGAAAAUCUGUGGCACAAACCUUGGCUAAGCCAUUUGUGAAAUUAAAGAAGUCCAGCUCCAAACUCCUACACAAGAGGAUCACGCCACUAUCUGAGGUUUCAGAGGAAAUGCCCUGUGCAGAAUUAGAAAAUGGCAACCAGACUGUCGACCUCCACAACAACACACAGGUGAGAAAACGUCUGAAACUGCUUCUUGUACAAGUUUGA